AUGACCUCCCAACUCGAAACCUUCACAAAGGCCCUAUCCCGUCUUCUAGGAUGGAUAUAUAUGCUCUGCUGGUCCGCGUCCUUCUACCCCCAGCCAAUCGACAACUACCGUCGUCGCUCAACUGUCGGUCUAGCCAUCGACUUUCCCACCGUUAAUGUCCUGGGCUUCGUCUGCUACGCUAUAUACACACUCACCUUCCUUUACUCCCCCGUGAUCCGCGGUCAAUAUGCAGCCCGGCACCCGCAGUCUGAAGAGCCGACUGUGCGGGUUAACGACUUGGCUUUUGCGGUGCAUGCCGUUGUUCUGAGUUCGUUGUUGUAUUCGCAGUUCUUUCCGAAGAUAUGGGGGUUCAAGGUUUCGAGGCAUCAGAAGGCGAGUAAGCCGGUUAAGGGUAUUUUCUGGGGGUGUUUGGUCGCUGUGGGUGUUGCUGUUGGUAUUGUUCUCCUUGCGAGUCCGGAUGGGGGGUAUGAUCCCCGCUCUUGGGCUUGGAUUGAUGUGAUGUACACCUUCUCCUACGUGAAAUUACUCAUAACAAUCGUCAAAUACGUACCCCAGGCAUGGCUUAAUUACAAACGCAAGUCCACAGACGGGUGGAGGAUCGAAAUGAUUCUAUUGGACUUCACCGGUGGCGUGCUCUCUUUCAUCCAGCUGUUGCUCGACUCGAGCUUUGCGCAGGACUGGAGCGGCGUCACAGGCAACCCCGCCAAGCUCCUGUUGUCCAACGUGUCAAUUGUUUUUGAUUUGCUGUUCAUGGUACAACAUUACGUUCUGUACAGGGACGUGGAUACGAAGAAUCGGCGGAGGGAUCCUGAUCUGAUUACUCCACUUUUGUCGGAGCCGGGUCAAUUGUCGAGGAGUGCUCAUAUUUGAUCGCUCUGUGGUCAUUACGUUUGUUUUAGAUGAAAUCUUUUGGAUCUUGAUAGACAAGUAGUUGGCCAUUGGUUACUGGUCACUCGUGCUACUUAUAGGCAGAGACAAGUCUACGAUUAUCAUUGGAGAAACGUACCUUUCCAAUCCGUGUAUGCAGGGAAAGAAUAUGGAUAGAAAUAAAGUGCGCAAGACAGACAAAGGCAACGACAGAAAACAUGACGCCCAUAGGCCUCGAAUCAACAGACCUUUUAAAUCCCACGCUGAAUCCAGUAUAAAAGCAGAAGCAGCACGUAGCAGUAGCAGUAUAUAACAAAACGAUUGAAAAUAAAACCUCAUAUCAUAACUCUUGUGUCGUUGGUAUCAUUAAACGGGGGAUGAAUCAUGGUUCAUAAAUCCAUAUGCAAAUAUACAUCGAUACCCAUCGAAGAUAACC
This is a messenger RNA of Aspergillus ruber CBS 135680, 1303 nucleotides long. Its product is annotated as putative L-cystine transporter. The coding region runs from base 1 to 870 and encodes 289 amino acids. The transcript has 4 exons. Gene Ontology annotation, molecular function: L-cystine transmembrane transporter activity. The record is from RefSeq and is a predicted model, not a curated record. Gene Ontology annotation, biological process: L-cystine transport. Gene Ontology annotation, cellular component: fungal-type vacuole; vacuolar membrane. Lineage: Eukaryota; Fungi; Ascomycota; Eurotiomycetes; Eurotiales; Aspergillaceae.